Molecule: messenger RNA, 9641 nt
Organism: Sinocyclocheilus grahami
Lineage: Eukaryota; Metazoa; Chordata; Actinopteri; Cypriniformes; Cyprinidae
Gene: ranbp2
Product: RAN binding protein 2
Exons: 30
Coding region: 118-9267 (3049 amino acids)
Biological process (GO): intracellular transport; protein peptidyl-prolyl isomerization; protein folding
Cellular component (GO): cytoplasm; nuclear pore
Molecular function (GO): peptidyl-prolyl cis-trans isomerase activity; protein binding; GTPase activator activity
Source: RefSeq, a predicted model, not a curated record
UCGUGCAUCGUGAGCAGAGAGUGUUUUUAGCCGCUGGUCCGCGCUUCAAUGAUCAGCUUGUGAAGGAGUUCAGAGGAGUUCAGAGUCUAGAGGAGUCUAGAGGAGUCCAGAGCAGCCAUGAGGCGGACUAAAGCGGACGUGGAGCGCUAUAUCUCCUCCGUCCAGAGCGCCUCUCCCUCGCAGAAAGCGAGGCCAGUCAAAGGAUUUCUGUUUGCUAAACUCUACUUUGAGGCUAAGGAGUAUGAGCUGGCUAAAAGACAUGUUUCGGAGUAUCUGACCGUCCAGUCGAAGGAUCCUAAAGCGCACAAGUUCCUCGGGCAGCUGUUUGAGCGAAACGGCGAAACAGACAAAGCUGUGGGAUGUUACAAGCGCUCGGUGGAUCUGAAUCCGGCUCAGCACGAUAUGGUCCUGAAGGUGGCCGAGCUGCUGUGCAGUAAACCCGAGCACGACAGCAGAGCCGAGUUCUGGGUGGAGAAAGCGGCCAGGCUUCUGCCGGGACACCCGGCUGUCUUCAAUCUGAGGGAGAAGCUUCUGAGCUCUCAGAGCGGCUCGAACCAGCUGUACGAGCUGCUGCAUUCGGAGCUCAAGCUGCGGCCCGCAGACACCUACAUCAACCAGAAGCUGGUGCAGCUCUACAGCGCCGAGGGCCGGCUCCAGGACGCCGUCAAACACUGCCUCGCCGUGGAGAGAGCCGGCGUCCUGAGACACUGUCUGGAGUGGUAUCAGCUGUUAGUCAGCACCCUGCAGCGCUGGCGUCGCUCACGGUCGUUGCUGUCUUUGUUGCGGUGCAGUUUUGACUGUGCGAUGCAGGCUCUGAAGAACACAGCCACAAACACUGCGGAUGAGCUGGCGGAGGUGUUCACUGAGAUGAGGGCGCACCUGUACCUGUACUCCGGGACACUGCUGCUGAAGAGUGCACAGGAUGGGGCGCUGCAGUGGAGGGCCGUGCUGGAUCUGGCCGCUCUAUGUUAUCUCGUAUCCUAUCAGGCUCUGAGACCCAAAGCCAGGAGCUUCAAGAGUGAGCAGGCGUCCCAUGAGCCUCUGGAGCUGCUGGCCUGUGAUCGUCAGAGUCAGGCGGGUCACAUGCUGCUGAACCUGAGCCGGGACGUGGAGCAGCUGCUGAAGGACGUGGUGGAGGCCUUCGGGAACCGGAGCGGCACGGGCCGUCUGUUUGACCAGCUAUUCAGCGCACAGACGCAGGAGCAGCUCUCCUUCAUCUGCAACGAUGACAUCCACGUCCUCAGCAUACAUGUGCCCAAAGCCGUGGAUCUGGCCAAGUGUGAUGGUGGAGCGGUGCUGCUGCACGCGGGUGAUCUGCAGCAGCUGGCGUGGCUCGGUCUGCAGUGGGCGCUCAUGGGUCAAAGCGUGAGUCUGCAGGACUGGCUGAAGCAGCUCUUCCCUCGCCUCACGCUCGAGACCUCCAAACUGGACACCAACGCGCCGGAAUCCAUCUGCCUGCUGGACCUCGAGGUGUUCGUGUGCGGCGUGGUGUUCUGCAGUCAGGCGCAGCUGCAGGAGCGGGGGAAGAUGGCCUGCUCUCAGCCGCACGAGCCGCGCUGUCUGCCGCUGCACAUCAUGAAGCUGCUGUCAUCUGACGGACAGAGAGAGUGGUGGGAUGCUGUCUACAGCCUGAUUCACAAGAGAGCGCAGCCCGGGACGUCUGCUAAACUGCGUCUGCUCGUGCAGCACGGUCUGGGCACGCUGCGUGCCGGAGAGAAACAGGGCGUGCAGCCGGCGCUGCUCAUACACUGGGCUAAACAUCUGACUGACGCGACUGAGCGGGUGAACUCUUACUACGAUCAGAAGGAGUAUGCUAGCCGCAGUGUGCACUACUGGAGGGUUGUGCUCCCCCUGCUGGAGAAGGUCCGACACAAACGCAGCAUCCCUGAACCCCUUCAGCCCAUGUUCAUGCACUUUCAGAGCAGAGACAUACAGCCUUCUCAGGUGCAAGUGUAUGAGGAAGAUGCAGUCAUAAGCUUCGCCACACUCCUUGACAUUGAGGGCAACACUGAGGAGGCCAUCGCAAAGCUGGAGCAGCUCAACAGCAUCUCGUCUAACUGGCAUCUGGCGAAGAUCUAUCAGAGGCUGUCAGAGGAGGCAGGGAACGGGCUUGAGGAAACUCAGGGCAAGUGCACCAGCUUCCUCCUGAAGUUCAGGAAAUACUUGGCCAAGAUUUAUCAGGCCAAUGCAGAGGAUUUGGAGAAGAUGUGGCCAUUGAGAAUGUGCGUUCAGAGGGAGAGGAUCACACUUUCCGCGGGAAAUUCCCGCAAAUAUUUCAAUACUGAGCGGGUGAACUCUUACUACGAUCAGAAGGAGUAUGCUAGCCGCAGUGUGCACUACUGGAGGGUUGUGCUCCCCCUGCUGGAGAAGGUCCGACACAAACGCAGCAUCCCUGAACCCCUUCAGCCCAUGUUCAUGCACUUUCAGAGCAGAGACAUACAGCCUUCUCAGGUGCGAGUGUAUGAGGAAGAUGCAGUCAUAAGCUUCGCCACACUCCUUGACAUUGAGGGCAACACUGAGGAGGCCAUCGCAAAGCUGGAGCAGCUCAACAGCAUCUCGUCUAACUGGCAUCUGGCGAAGAUCUAUCAGAGGCUGUCAGAGGAGGCAGGGAACGGGCUUGAGGAAACUCAGGGCAUGUGCACCAGCUUCCUCCUGAAGUUCAGGAAAUACUUGGCCAAGAUUUAUCAGGCCAAUGCAGAGGAUUUGGAGAAGAACGAGGUUCAUGACCUGCGUCAUAACUCUUCAGAUGCCACAGCAUCCUCAUAUAGGAUGUAUCGAGACAACUAUGCUGCAGAAGGACUUCAGGAAACGUUUCCUGCAGCGCAGACAUUCCACGGUGUUCCUCUCACUGUUGCUACUACAGGUCCCUCUGUGUACUACAACCAGUCUCCAGCAUAUAAUUCACAGUAUCUUCUGCGCACCGCUGCAAAUGUCACACCAACAAAGGGCCCAGUAUAUGGGAUGAAUCGUCUUCCUCCUCAGCAACAUAUGUAUGCCUACCAGCAAUCAACACACACCCCACCUCUCCAGUCAACACCCGCAUGCAUGUAUCCUCAAGAGCAAGUCUUCGGUCCUCCCAUCCGGUUUGAGUCACCAGCUACAUCCUUACUCUCCCCAUACAGUGAGGAGUAUUACGGUCACAAUGUCCCUCAGCCCACAGUCAAUCCAACAUUGCCAGAGCCUGGAUAUUUCACUAAGCCAUGUGCUGUUACAUCCACACAGCCAUCCAGGAGCACUGAAAGCAAGGCUAUCGACCCCAAGAUGAGUUUUGGGCCACAGUUCACAGGUGAACCUGCUAAGGUUCCCAAUUUUGGAGGAGUAGCUGCUGUGCCAACAACAACAGCAUCAACUGCAUUCAAGUUCAAAUCCAAUUUCAAAUCCAAUGAUGGCGAUUUCACCUUCUCCUCUGCUCAGGGGAAAAAUAGUGAAAGCCUCUUGGGACUUCUGACAUCAGAUAUUCCUCCCAAAGCAGAGGUGCCGUCAGAAACAAAACAUCAGACCCAAGACCAGCUGCCUAGCCAGAGCGGAGUCUUUACCUUUGGAAGUAAAAGUGCAGCAGGAUUUUCAUUCACUGAUGGUGCUCAGAACAAGAUGAGUAUUUUUGGCAACACCGACCAAAGAUAUAGCUUUACAAGUGGAACCAAGCCAACAUUAGGGAAUUCAGAGCCUCGGGAAGAGAAAAGUGGGGCAAGUGACAAUGAUAGCACCCAUGUAGAAGAAGAUGAGGAUGGGCCUCAUUUUGAGCCCAUUGUGCCUCUACCUGAUAAGGUCGACGUGAAAACUGGUGAGGAGGAGGAAGAGGAGAUGUUCUGCAAGAGAGCAAAACUCUUCCGAUUUGAUUCGGAGUCUAAAGAAUGGAAAGAGAGGGGCAUUGGCAGUAUCAAAAUCCUGAAGCACAAAACUUCCGGGAAGGUUCGUCUGUUGAUGAGGAGGGAGCAGGUUCUGAAAAUCUGCGCCAAUCACUAUAUCACUGCCGACAUGGCCCUCAAACCAAAUGCUGGAUCUGACAAAUCCUGGGUGUGGUACGCUAUGGACUAUGCAGAUGAAAUGCCGAGGACUGAGCAGUUGGCCAUUCGUUUUAAAACAGCAGACGAGGCGGCACUGUUUAAAGUUAAAUUUGAGGAGGCUCAAAAAUUCCUUUCUGAAUCCCCACAAAGCCAACAGGCUGAAAAGGAAAGCGAAAUUCCACAGCCUCAGGUUUCAUCCAAAGAAGUGGAUCUCAAAACCCGGUUUUCCAAGAAGGCGGGUGAAUGGGACUGUGACAUGUGCUGUGUAAGAAACGCUCCCACGUCUGCAGUAUGCGUGGCCUGCAGCAGUGCAGCUCCUUCUACAGCACAGGUCAAACCUGUAGAGGAACCCAAAGCCUCUGGCCCUGCGGAUCCUCCUGCCAAAUUGUUUUCUUUUGGACUUUCUGGAGAUUCUGCUAAGAACAACGCCAGCACUGAUAUCAGCUCGAAGGGCUUCAUUUUUGGAUCUCAAAUACCAGUUUCUUUUAAGUUUGGAUCGAAGGAUGCUGCCGCCACAUCUGCUGACUUUGGAGCUCAGGCUGAGAAGAAAACAAUUCAGUCUGAUGCACCACAACAAGAGAAAGUGUCAGCAGGUCCAGCAGUCCCAUUUGGCACUGGAUUUGGUGCUCAGUUUGCCAAUGGAUCGAAGGAUGCUGCCGUCACAUCUGCUGACUUUGUAGCUCAGGCUGAGAAAAAAACAAUUCAGUCUGAUGCACCACCACAAGAGAAAGUGUCAGCAGCUCCAGCAGUCCCAUUUGGCACUGGAUUUGGUGCUCAGUUUGCCAAAGGAUCGAAGGAUGCUGCCGUCACAUCUGCUGACUUUGUAGCUCAGGCUGAGAAAAAAACAAUUCAGUCUGAUGCACCACAACAAGAGAAAGUGUCAGCAGCUCCAGCAGUCCCAUUUGGCACUGGAUUUGGUGCUCAGUUUGCCAAGAAAGAGGGUCAGUGGGACUGUGACUCCUGCCUAGUGAGGAAUGAUGCCUCAGCAACUGAAUGCGUUUCUUGCCAAGCCCCCUGCAGCACUGAAAAAAGUAAAGCAACAUCACAUGGUGGGCUAGCUGCCAUGUUUGGUAAAAAAGAUGGACAGUGGGACUGUGACACUUGCCUGGUAAGAAAUGAAGGUUCGUCCAGCCAUUGUGUUUCAUGUCAGACAGCAAACCCAAAUAUGAAAAACACGACCUCUGCUGCACCGUCAAGUUCCUCUUUUUCCUUCAGUUUUGGUAGUUCUAGCAGCCAACCUGCUGCGACAGGAUUUAAAGCCAAUUUCAAUCCAGGCCCUGCUUUUCAAUUCGGCACAAGUCAAGAUAAAGCCUCCUCAGAAGGCUUCAAGUUUGAGUCCUCCACAACUGAGGCUGAAAAGUCAUCAGGCAGUUCCAGUUUUUCGUUCUCCAUGUUGGCGCCUGUUGGCGGAUUUAAGUUUGGCAUUGCAGAAUCUGAGGCAAAACCAUCAGAUGAACAGUCCCAAAAUGGAUCUGCAUCUGACCUCCUCAAAAAUAUUGCUGAGCUUCAUAAAGAGAAAGAGAAAGAAAAAGAGGCAGCCCCAAGUACCCCAGAACAGUCUGUAGACGCUGAUAGUCAUGAUAAUAAUCCCCUCUUUACUGGAAAGCCUAACACCUUUAGUUUCGCUGACUUGGCAAAGUCACAAGGCAGUUUUCAGUUUGGCCAGAAUGAUCCCGCUUUCAAAGGCUUUGCAGGGGCUGGCGAGCAGCUCUUUACAGGAGUUAAUUCCAGCUCCAAGGCCGACACCUCUGUCGAUCAAGAUGAUGAAAUGUACAAAACCGAUGAGAAUGACGAUAUUCAGUUUGAGCCCGUUGUUCAGAUGCCGGAGAAGGUCGACCUUGUUACAGGCGAAGAAGAUGAGAAAGUCUUGUAUUCACAGCGUGUCAAACUCUUCAGAUUUGAUACGGAAACAAACCAAUGGAAAGAAAGAGGAGUCGGCAACCUUAAACUGCUCAAGAAUAGCCAGAACGGGAGACUUCGAGUUCUUAUGAGGAGAGAGCAGGUGUUUAAAGUGUGUGCUAAUCAUUGGAUCACAACCACAAUGAACUUAAAGCCUCUCUCUGGCUCGGAUCGAGCCUGGAUGUGGAUGGCCAGUGACUUCUCAGAUGGAGAUGCCAAAUUAGAACAACUUGCGGCAAAAUUUAAAACACCUGAGCUUGCAGAAGAGUUCAAGCUUAAAUUCGAGGAGUGUCAGCGACUGCUUUUGGAUAUUCCUUUGCAGACGCCUCACAAGCUCGUGAACAUUGGCAGAACGGCCCAGCUUAUAAAGCAAGCUGAAGAAAUGAAAUCUGGGCUUAAGGACCUCAAAUCAUUCUUGACUUGCCAAAACAAGGAUGACAAAAGUUGCGAUACAAGUCAUAGUACCUCUGCAGUUGUAGGUAAGCUCGACUCUGAGAGCACCGCACCCACUUUAGAAUGGGAUAAUUACGAUUUUCGUGAGGAAGUGCACGAGGACUAUGCCAGCUCCUCUGUGUGCAAUACUCCUUUGCAGCCUGAUCCAGUAGCUAAAAAUUUAUUCCGCUUUGGCGAAUCGUCCACAGGCUUCAGUUUCAGUUUUCAGCCUAUUCUCAGUCCCUCUAAGUCUCCAUCUAAGCUAAACCAGAGCCAGGCUUCUGUUGGCACAGACGAUGAGCAAGAAGCGUCGCAUGAGGAAGAGCGAGAUGGUCAGUACUUUGAGCCUGUUGUGCCAUUGCCUGAUCUUGUUGAAGUCUCAACAGGAGAGGAGAACGAGCAAGUCCUUUUCAGUCACCGGGCCAAAUUAUACCGCUAUGAUAAAGAUCUCAGUCAGUGGAAUGUCUCACACGGCUCCGGGGGGUUCUUCAACAAAAUGGCAAAAAACUUUAACACACAACAUUAUUUUUUAGGUUUGGAUUUUAGGCUUUUCAAAAAUAAUCCUAUGGCUUUUUGGACCUGCACAUCAGCCAACCAGUUUGAAGCCCAAGUUUCCUCUCCGUCAGCGCAGAAGAGCAGCGCUCAGGACGUGUGUGAUGAUGAUAUCAAGAUCGUAUUUGAGCUUAAACCAACAAUAGAGCAAGCAGAGCUGGCUGCCAGUCUGAUGCUUCCUCCUACGUUCUUCUGUUACAAAAACCAUCCAGGAUACGUCAGCGACGAUGACGGCGAUGAUGAGGAUUUUGAGAGCGCAGUGAGGGAUCUGAAGGGGAAGCUGUAUGCGGAUGGAGCUGAUGGAGCAUCUGAUCACGACUCGGAGGUCAGUCUGGUGUGGGAGAAGCGGCCGACUGCAGACGAGGAGCAGCGAGCCAGACGCCUCCUGCUGCCUCCCACCUUUCUGUGCGGCGUCAGCAGCGACUCCGAGCCAGAGGCAGAGAAACCAGACGACUUCAGCACUGAGCUCCAGAAGCUGCAGCAGCAGCAGGUGACGAGUGUUUCUGAUCUCCACAUCGCUGUGAGUCCGGUCUGCAGCACAGCACCAGCUCUGGACACACGGGUGAAGCCCGAGCCUUCCCAUGAUGCAGCAGCUGUGGACACACAGGUGAAGCCAGAGACUUCCCAUGAUGCAGCAGAAGAGGAGCAGCGAGCCAGACGCCUCCUGCUGCCUCCCACCUUCCUGUGUGGCGUCAGCAGCGACUCCAAGCCGGAGGCAGAGAAACCAGACAACUUCAGCACUGAGCUCCAGAAGCUGCAGCAGCAGGUGACGAGUGUUUCUGAUCUUCUCAUCGCUGUGAGUCCGGUCUGCAGCACAGCACCAGCUCUGGACACACGGGUGAAGCCAGAGACUUCCCAUGAUGCAGCAGAAGAGGAGCAGCGAGCCAGACGCCUCCUGCUGCCUCCCACCUUCCUGUGUGGCGUCAGCAGCGACUCCAAGCCGGAGGCAGAGAAACCAGACAACUUCAGCACUGAGCUCCAGAAGCUGCAGCAGCAGGUGACGAGUGUUUCUGAUCUUCUCAUCGCUGUGAGUCCGGUCUGCAGCACAGCACCAGCUCUGGACACACAGGUGAAGCCCGAGCCUUCCCAUGAUGCAGCAGCUGUGGACACGAGCAGCGGCGGAGCAGAAGAGCGUCAGACUGACGGCAGCCGUCCCAUCGACCUCUCCACCAAGAGAAGCAGUGAGAGCGACUCCAGCACAGCUACAGGUCUGUCUUUUGGAUUCGCAUCUGUGGGUGGGUUUUCUUUUGAAGAACUCUCAAAGACUUCGGGGGAAUUUGCAUUUGGCAAAAAAGAUGAUCAUUUCUCAUGGUCAGGUGUAGGAACCACAGUCUUUAGAAGUACAGGGACACAAAAGGAAGAAGAAAAAACAAGCCAUGAAACAGAAGAGGAGGGCCGUGAUGAAGAGACGACUCGUAAUGAGGAGAUCCACUUUGAGCCGAUCGUGUCUCUGCCUGAGGUGGAGGUGAGGUCUGGUGAGGAGGACGAGGAGAUCCUGUUCAGAGAAAGAGCCAAACUUUACCGCUGGGACCGCAAGCUCAACCAGUGGAAGGAGCGCGGCGUGGGAGACCUCAAGAUCCUCUUCCACCCGCUGAAGAAGAGCUACCGCCUGCUGAUGAGACGCGAGCAGGUGCUCAGAGUCUGCGCCAACCACAGCAUCAGCCCGAGCAUCGAGCUCAAGCCCAUGAACACCUCGGCUAACUCUCUGGUGUGGACCGCCACAGACUACGCAGAGGGAGACGGGAAAGUGGAGCAGCUGGCGGCCAAAUUCAAGACUCCAGAGCUGGCGGAGUCCUUCACACGAGCCUUCACAGACUGCCAGAGCCGCAUGUGUCAGACUGACGCCGCUCAGACGUCUGCCGCCGAGGCGCUGUCUCGAGACUCCAACCCUGUGGUGUUCUUCGACAUCACCGUAGAUGACGAGCGUGCUGGGAGAGUCGUCAUGGAGCUCUUCGCUCACAUCCUGCCCAGAACGGCGGAGAACUUCCGGGCUCUGUGUACGGGAGAGAUGGGCUUCGGUUACCGCCAGUCCAUCUUCCACAGGAUCAUCCCGGACUUCAUGUGUCAGGGCGGUGAUAUCACCAGCCAGGAUGGGACGGGAGGGAAGUCCAUCUACGGAGGGAAGUUUGAGGACGAGAGCUUCGAGGUGAGGCACACGGGGCCGGGGCUGCUGUCCAUGGCCAACCGCGGCAGAGACACCAACAACUCACAGUUCUUCAUCACCCUCAAGAAAGCAGAGCACUUGGACUUCAAGCACGUAGCCUUCGGAUUCGUCAAAGAUGGCAUGGAUGUGGUGAGGAGAAUCGGAGAGCUGGGCACUAAAGACGGGAAACCCACGGAAACCAUCACCAUCUCAGACUGUGGACAGGUUUUAUGAGCUGUUCUACACAAACUACUGUUCAUCAUGUUUGAGACCGUGUUCCCUGAACUCUUGUGUAAAUCAGAAAUUGUAUACGCAGUGGUUUUAUUUUUGUCCUGUCUGUGUGUUAAUAAAGUGGACGGCACUAGUUGACAAUAAAAUUAAUGCAAAAAAAAGGAAAAACUUUAUUUUAUUACAGAGCUUGUUUACCCCAGAGUUUCCUCACAUUUACAGGGGCGUAAUUGGGCAGAAUGUGAAUCUUUUGAAGACUUUCUUUGUUAAAUGUGUGUAUUUGGUUGAAGAUCACUUCACUGACACGAGGUCCCACACAAACACAGCCAUGUUUCUUUCCACUUUGAACAUAAAAUAAACUUCUGACAACUUGAGUUUCA